UUCAACGUACCAUUACCUGCUUCUUAUAUACCAGAUAGACAAUCCUCUCUUGUUCGACCAGAAGCUAAACCACCUGUGCCCUCUCGGAUGUCGAGUUUGACGGUUCAACAGCAGCAAGAACAGGACAGGCUAGCGAGAAAUGGCAGCCAGCGUUCUUCAUCGAACAAAUCAGCCGAAAAGAGAACUUCAAUUUGGCAAACGCUUAGGAGAACUUCCACUCAAUCGCAAUCACAUCGUCUUGAGUCACGUAAAAAGAACACUCUCAGUUUGUUUAGCUUCCCAAGGAGAGCCAUCUCUUCUAGUAACUUGCACAAAUCUGCUAUGUCAAAUACACCAAUUUCUCCAACCUCUUCACGCGGAAAUCCAUUCAAUAAGCCUCAGAGAUAUAGUUCUCUGAUUGAGAAAGAUCAAAUACCCACAAUAGACGAGGAUCCUAUCAAAGAUAUCAGAGAUGACUGGGUACCUAUUCAAGCAUGGUUGAGUAAUGUUGAACCAGUGAAUGAAGAAGAUGAAGCUAGAACAACUAAAACGUUCGACAGACAAUCAUUGUCGACUCAGAAUCACGGUUUCUUGACGGACGAUGCUACGGAUUAUAGUUUACAUGGAUUCAAUAGCAUAAUUCGCAAAAAUGAAAAGCGCGGAUCGAUGGACACUCAAACACAAGCGAACCAUACUCCAGAAAACCGAAAUGCUUCUCUAAUUGACUACAAUCCAGAUAAUGAAAUCGAGUUCAUGAAAAAGCAAGACUCUCAACGUAAUAUCGAAAAAAAGAAAACUGAGGAUGCUCAACUUAGUUUCGAUCAAGAGUCAGCUCAUUUCGCUACAUUUGAAGAAUACCAGAAGAUGUACCAAAAGGAGCCAAAUGAUGAGAGCAAUAAACAUCAAACAUCUCAUGAGGACGAUAUUGAGUUAAUUGAGGGAUCCUUGAUUGAUGCACAUAUAGUAAGGAAUGUUAAACCUCAGGAAGAGGAGAUUGAGGAGCUUUCGAUUGAUCAUCAUAAAAUGAAAGAUAAUCAAGAACAUCAAUCUCGGGAUGAGAUUGAAGAGAACCUUGUCAAUGCACAGGUUGUCAAUAUUACUUCAGCUGAGCAACCUCAGGAAGAGGAAGCCAAGGAAAUUGAGAAACGUUCAAUUGAUGAGCAUAUUAUCGAUAACGAAAAACCUGAAGAUGAAAAAGACCAGAUAUUUGAUGACAAAUUAAUCAAAGAAUCUCGGGAAGAGAUUCAUGAACCUUCUGUAGAUAAGCAUGUAAUAAUGGAAGAUCAUGCUUCUGAAAAUGUUGGUAUCAAAGAAAUCAACGAAUCUUUGGUGACGAGCAAUGAAGCUCAACAAUCUCAAGAACAGGAAGAGGAAGUUGAGGAGACGUUACUUGACGAUCAUGUAGACUACGAUAAAUCUCAAAAGCCGGUUGAGGAGCGUUUUAUCAACGCACAACUAAUAGAAAUGAAUGCGCCUCAAGGACGUCAGCAAUCUCAGGAAGAGGAUGUUGACGAACAAUCUAUCGAUGCGCACGUGGUAGAACCAGAGCAAUCUCAUCAACCACAAGAAGUAGAUAUUGAAGACAUUGACGAAGCAGAGGGAUCUCUUGAAGACUUCGUUCAAAGAUCAGAAGACCAACAUUUCAGCCUAAUUUCACCAAGUGAUAGAGCAGAUUUCGAAAGAUUCAACAGAUUGUCUUAUGAGUUAGACAUCGACAGUGGUAAAGAUGAACAAGAGUCUGAUACACCAGAAAUGAUGACUCCAACUGGAACAGAUCUACCACAAUCAACAUUCUCUCAUCAAAUGGAUACCAAAGAUAUCGAAUUAAGUGUAGCCCAAGUACCAAAUGAUGAAGAGCAAUUAUACUCACUAGUUCACCCUUGGUAUUCUCCUCAAAUGCCUUACGCUACACAUACACAACGGCAAUAUGGUGAGAAUUUAGAUGUCAAUAAGAGAAUGACAUUAUUAUACGGUGAUAUACUAAGAGCGGAAGAAGCUGAAAAGCUACACGAGGAUACAGGAUAUUCACCAAAUACAUUACAAUCAACAAACAUACCUUCUUAUAAACAUAAUAGUCACUCUCCUUAUAUCCAAAUGGAAGAAUCAACUGAUGGUGACCUCAUGACAAUUGAGGAUAGCCUUCAAGGAUUCUGCAUUGACAAUGUAAUUGGACAAGCGUAUUAGUUAACGUUUGACUUAUAUCACCAAACUUUUUAUGGAACAAUUCACUCGUUUUUAUUUCCCUUUUUUAGGGUUGUUCCAAACUUAUAGAACAUUUUCGUUGCCAAUUUUAAAGUAAACACCAAUUUAAUAAAGAUUCUCAAGACACGCCGCUCUUAUAAUAAGUAUUAUUUGAACACGAAACACGAUGCCAAAUUAUAUUACAAAUGAUGAUGUAUUUUUAUUCAGCUUCACUUUCUUUAUUGACAUUGUUCAACAUUGUGAAUGCUAAAUUCGUUAUUAAAAUUUCAUCUUGUGACAAAAUAAUUGAUUGUAUAAAAAUAUUCCCA
This is a messenger RNA of Wallemia mellicola CBS 633.66, 2489 nucleotides long. RefSeq lists its product as hypothetical. The record is from RefSeq and is a predicted model, not a curated record. Lineage: Eukaryota; Fungi; Basidiomycota; Wallemiomycetes; Wallemiales; Wallemiaceae. The transcript is spliced from 3 exons. The coding region runs from base 88 to 2163 and encodes 691 amino acids.